AUGGACAACGGAAACCUGGGGGCUUCGCUCGCCACGUACCGCCAGCAGCAGGGGUCCCAGGCCAUGCAGCACCAGCACAUGGGGCACAACGGAACCGUGUCCUACCACAUGACCGCGGCCGGGGUGUCGCAGCUGUCGCACUCCGCCAUGGGAGGCUAUUGCAAUGGGAACUUGGGAAACAUGAGCGAGCUGCCGCCGCCGUACCAGGACGGGAUGAGAGGCAGCGCCGCGGCUACGGGCUGGUACGGAACCAACCCGGACCCACGCUUCUCCACAAUCUCUCGCUUCAUGGGCUCCUCCUCCGGCAUGAACAUGGGGGGCAUGGGCGGCCUGGGGUCCCUGGCCGACGUGGGGAAAGGCAUGGGGUCCCUGUCCAGCGCCCCCCGUCGGAAGAGGAGGGUACUGUUCUCGCAGGCGCAGGUGUACGAGCUGGAGAGGCGCUUCAAACAGCAGAAGUACCUGUCGGCCCCAGAGAGAGAGCACCUGGCCAGCAUGAUCCACCUCACGCCCACUCAGGUGAAAAUCUGGUUCCAAAAUCACCGCUACAAGAUGAAGCGCCAGGCCAAGGACAAGGCCUCACAACAGCAGCUGCAGCAGGAUUCCUCCGGGUCCUGCGCGCAACACAACCAGAGCUCCCAGCAGCAGUCCCCGCGCAGAGUGGCGGUCCCUGUGCUCGUUAAAGACGGCAAGCCGUGUCAGGGCAGCGCCAACACUCCCACGGCCGCUUCACACCACCACAACCACAACAACCACCACACCAGCCACCUCCAGCCCCAACCCCAGCAGCAGCAGCAGCAGCAACAGCAGCAACAACAGCAGCAGCAGCAGCAGAGCGCGGUUAUGGUCAUGUCUAACGCGUUGGUACAGCACCAGGGCCAGAUCUCCAGCACGGGCCACUCCCCAGACUUGGCCGGGUCUAGUCCGCCUGUCUCCGGGUUGUCGCAUCUGAACUCGCCCGGAGCGGAGUAUGCGCUGCUAUACGGCCGAACGUGGUGA
Messenger RNA from Knipowitschia caucasica, 996 nucleotides. The record is from the annotation of a GenBank genome assembly. Lineage: Eukaryota; Metazoa; Chordata; Actinopteri; Gobiiformes; Gobiidae.